CUCGGUCUUGUUAAGUCACGUCUUGGUGUCCAACUCAAUCAGUAAUAAUAUCGACGAUUGUGGAGAUACUACGCAAUUGAUUUGACUUCUGCCGGGUUGGACAUCAUUGUCUCGGCGAUUAGGACGGAAAGGCUCUUAGGUGAGCUAUUAACUGGCUAAAUCACUACAAAUCACUAGAAUGCCACCAACUGGGAGAGAGAAGAAGAGACUCAGGGACUGGCUUGAGGACCUCCUCAAUACCGGUCAGGUUCCCGGGAUGAGGUGGACAGAUAUGGAGAGAGGUGAAUUUCUAAUGGUAUGGAGGAAUGGUAACAACAGGGCGUGGACGGAAGAGGAUGGAUUCAUCUACAGGGAAUGGGCAAUUCAUAAAGGACACUACAAACCGAAUCCUGAUGGCACAUGGCCAGAACCUGACUACCCGACUUGGAAGUCAAGACUAAGAUGUGCUUUAAACAGAUGCAGUGAUUUCCAGGAAAUCAAACAGGACCAAAAGGUUGAAUGGAAAAUGUUUCGCAUGGUCCCCAAGGAGAGAGAUCCCACACCGGAUCCCACACAAGCAGCGCAGUAUGGCGCAGUUCAACCAUCAUGUUCUACCGAUAUGUACAUCAAUGUUUAUUUUCCACCAAACAUUCCAGCUGUUGUAACAGGAAUAAAAGCAACCCCGGAUUCAUCGUAUGAAGAAAAAAAACCACCAGACCAGAUGAAGCAAUCAGAUGGAUUCUCAAGUCUCAAUUCAGAAGCGCUGGCUGGGUUGACACCUGAGCAACUGGCAAAUUAUGCCGACGAAUUGAUGGAUAUAUCGCUAGAAAAUGAUGUGAAGAUUGAGUGUGAUGAAAGCCAGGAGAUGCCAGACUCGCUGUCACUACUGAGCUUGAGGUCCGAGCCAAAAGUUCACGAUAUGUGCUUUUGGUUAAGAUACAAGAGCACAGUCAUCAGAAAAUGUAUCCUUACGAACCAAAAGGGAUGCCAAAUCUACAACCCUGGCUCGGCAAAUAUUCCCGCACUUGCACCUGAGUAUGAGAUGAACGGCCAACAUAUUGGCCUCCCCCUUCCAAAGGGAUACCUCCCAGGCAACGACGACCAACUCCACUGUGAGGACAUCGCAAAUAUUCUGGAAUACAUGGACAAUGGAACACAGAUUUUUACAGAUAAACAGGGGGAUAUUUAUGCCAGGCGUCUGUCAAGGUGUAAAAUCUACUGUGCCAAUGCUUCAAUGAAUGCAGCGGAGCCGUACAAAUUACCACGCUACCAAAAGAUCAAGGUGUUUGACUUCGCCGCCUUCCAGCAACAACUUCUGAAGGCCAAGACAGAAGGUGGAAAAGUCCCCAGUGUCACCGUCGUGUUUUCAUUGGGGCAAAAGUGGUCGUGGACAAAGUCUAUCAAUAAGAUGUGCAUAUCUGCAGCAGUUGCAAGUGCAAAAUGUUGGUAUGAUUUGCGAAAGUUCAUGUCAUCAAGACGGCGUUAUCCGGGUAGAGCUGUAGAGGAGACUGCCAUUGAAGUCAGUCUGGAGAAUAUGAACCUGGGGGACUAAAGAAUUAGGUCUCAUCCAUCCAAAAUGAUUUUAAGGAAAACAGACAACCUCUAGGACACGAAGCGAAUACUACCAACUCAAGAACUUUUCAAACCAGGCUUCUUCACAUUGCACCUAUUCCAUAUUCCAGACUCAGUUCCUCAAACGUUUACAACGCAGUGACUCCAAUCUGGGCAUUGAUUUCAGGCUGGGUUAAAAUAGAAUUACACAUUAUAAUGAAAUGGCCAGGGCCACUGUGCUCACCUCCCUCACAGACAUGUUAUUGUUUUCGAUUUAAGCCACUUGGUGGCCAAAACCAGGAAUCAAACCAGACCGAAAUUUAGUCUACAAGCUUUUAUAACAUAGGGCUACACAUGUACCAAAUUCAAGUCCAUAGCUCCAGUAGUUACCAAACGUGCGACCGUCAACCAAUUUACGCUAUUUGACCUCUGUGACCUUGAAAAGAAGGUCAAAUCAAAAACUCGUGUGACAUGAUAUGUAUCGUCAUUACAUGUACCUACGAUGAAUAUUUGGUGAUGAUCGAGCCCUUCGUAAGGGAAAUAUAGCACAUUUUCUGUUUUCGAUUUUAGCCACCUGGUGGCAUUAUGAAGAAUCAAACCGACUGAAUUUUGGUCUCCCAGGUGUCAAUACAUAGGGUUUCAAGUCGAUAGCUCCAGCAGUUACAAAACGUGCUUUGAAAAAAAGUUAAUUAUAAUUUUGAUUUUGAAUAACACUCAUCAAAUCAAUCAUAGAACUUUGGCCACAUGAAUAAAAGAUGUUUUGAGGCAAUCAGUUUUACUUUUUGUUUCCAGUUUGUUUUAUCUCGUUACCUGCAUUAGUUUUGAGCAAAAGAUAUUUUUAAGUAUCUGUUGCUCAAAACUAAUGCAAUUUAACGGCACUUCUGCUUUUUAACAGGUUUGGGUGUCGUUGGUCAUCGAUCAAACUCUCAGAUCGCAGUUAUAAUCCACCCAUUGAUUGAUUUGAUGUUCUGAGUGUGGUGCAACCAGAGUCUUUCAAAUAAUUUAUUUGAAAGACUCUGGUGUAACAUAGAAGUAAGGCCUACGCCGUUCGUUAAAUAUUUGACAUUUGAAAAUGAAUUUGAAAAUUUCAAAUUGUGCGGUUGUGUAGACACAUAUACAAAUACUUUAGAUACACAUUUUCAGCUAAUUCGUAUGCCUGAUAUAAACUGCACUACUGACGCCAUUGUGUUUAACAAUAUUUCUUUUUUCCUCGACCACCAGUAAGAACGAACAGCGUACCCCUUUAAAACUCAUUGACCGUCUUUGAAAUCCCACAAUAUCCCCGCCUAUGGACUUAAAAGAAACACGAGUUGAAAUUCAGGACGGCUAUUGAUCGUUUUAACGGUACACAACUAACUGGUUCAGUCAAACUCGCCCCAGUGCCGAAAUUAAAAAAUUUCAGACACUUGAAUUGAUCAAUUGCCUCCAUCUUGGAUGUCAGCAUCCUGAGAUUCAGGGUUGUCACAAUCGUAUGUCAUAAACUGUGUCGCCAGUUCAGAUUGUAAAUCUUAUUCAAGUCGAAUUAAUGCCAC
Molecule: messenger RNA, 3062 nt
Organism: Lineus longissimus
Lineage: Eukaryota; Metazoa; Nemertea; Pilidiophora; Heteronemertea; Lineidae
Product: interferon regulatory factor 8-like
Exons: 11
Coding region: 179-1531 (450 amino acids)
Biological process (GO): immune system process; regulation of transcription by RNA polymerase II
Cellular component (GO): nucleus
Molecular function (GO): DNA-binding transcription factor activity, RNA polymerase II-specific; protein binding; RNA polymerase II cis-regulatory region sequence-specific DNA binding
Source: RefSeq, a predicted model, not a curated record